AUGCUGGAAUUCUCCGGGCUGCUGCGGAGUGCCCUCGUUAUCUGCAUCGCAGCGGUGCUCUUCAGCCUCAGUGCUGCACAGACCGAUGUCGUCACUCCCUGGGUAGACGUCUGUACAUCAGAGGACUUCUCAGCAGAGGACCGUGAAGAGCUGUGCCCCGCAACCUUUGUGGUGUCGACGCUGGCCUACAACCCGCUUUAUCCAGGGAGCCUUGCCAACAUCACGAUCAUACUGCAACCUUCCAGAGAUCUGCCGAGCAGCAUCCAGCGGACGCAGUACAUCGAUUUCAACCUUGUUGGCUUCGAAGCCGUCGGAACGCAGAAUACUGCGAACGCCCUGAUUCGAGACCUGGAGAUCACUUCUGGCAACACGGUGCCUUUGGGAGUGGAUCCGCUGUUUGGCUACAACACGCAACAGAAUCCGCUCUUUACCACCCCCGCGCUGUACAAUCUCAACUCGAGGCUCCUGAGACUAACAGUGCGGACUGGGCAAUCGUUGCUGGCCGGCACCGACACUGAGGUGACAAUUUGCUGCAUGAGGCUUCCCACAUCCUCUCCGCAGGAUUUUUCCGGCUAUACGAUCUCGGGCCCGACGUCUUUAGAUACAUUGACUUCUAUCAACGAGGAGCCGAUCCUGAACUCGCCGGAAAUCGACCCUGGCCUUCAGUGGGACUUCCUCCGUGUUGCAUUUGCUCCACCAGUUUCCUCUUCCCUCACCAUCAUUCACCUCACCAUUCGGCCUGCCAACCCGCUGACCGAUCGUGCUCGCAUCAUUCUGUCUAUGCCCCUCGUGCAGCGAGAGAACAAUGUGAGCGGCGAGGUGAAUUUCAACACAGCAAACAGCCUGGAUGGGGCUGAUUGGAUGUUCUUCGAAAGCAGGGCGCUGUGGGACGCAAUGGAGGGGAAACUGACCUUCUUCCUCAGAGAGGGCAGGGUGCUCGACCGUCAGGUCACAUUGUCAACAGAGCCCGAUGAGUUUCGGCUUCCAAUCGAACUCGAAGCUGACAGUCCCACGCUCGAGGUCUCUGCGAGAUCCUUCGAUAACAUCGAUGAGGUGGUGCGGGAGACCCCUGUCACUCAAUCAAGCGCGGUGCCCCACGUGCGCAACUUCACCUUUACCCGGCUUAUGUACAGCAACAACAUGCCCAACCAAAUGAGCAGCGUCAUGUUCCACUUCUCUACCAACAGGCCUCUCUUUGCUGGAUCAGUUGUUUAUCUGCGCCUCUCGGGCUUCACCUCACAGCGCGUGCAGGUGCCCCUGAAAGGGACCACAAAGGCGAACUUCAGGGACGAGAGCGCAGUUUUCAACAUCCCGGAGAACGAAAUAGAGCUCCAUGUAGUCAGGACCCUGUACUCGGAUGAGUAUGUGGUGCAGGUCGAGCUGACAGAAUUGAUUCUCCCACCAGCCCUCUAUGCGAACGACACUUCACUGCUUGUCUGGAAUUCAGAUCCAGGGGCUCCGCGGCAGCCCGUGGACGAUUCCCCAAUGGUGGGCAUGGGGGACAAGACUUUCAGACGAUCCCAGCUGGCUUUCGACCCGGCAGAGCCCAGGUUGGCUGCAAACGUCAGCUUCACCCUGGAGCCGACCAUCGUCUUCUACCAAGGUGACAGCAUCGUCAUUCACAUGUACGGAUUUGCGUGCACCUUGACCUCGAUCCCGCUCCUGGGUGCCGAUGCUUUUCGAAUUGAGAACCAGGCGGCCUCGUGGACUCAGGAGGACAGUAUGCUGGUGUUUACUGUGGCGGAGAAUGAGAUUAUCAGCAACGCCAUGCCUUUCAGAGUGUCCAUCGGCCGGGACAGCGUUUUCCGCCUGCCGGACAAGCUCAGUGAGAAUGACGGCAUCCUGCGUAUCGAAGGCAAGGGUGCCCUGAUAGAUCUCGAGCCCAUCAAAAAGAUCCCGAAAGUCGGAACGGAUAAGUUCGUCAUCGAAUCCAUCGUCGAGUUCGAGCCGGAGGACGCGUCAGUCAAUGCUUUCACGAGAAUCAGCUUCUCGCUAGUUUUGAACACAGACGUCCUCCCGAAUUCGACAAUGUACAUCAAGCUGGGUGGGCUUGUCCGAGAUCCUGGGCGGACGAACUUGAUCGGUGUUCAGGGAGCUGCGCGCUCUGGCACAGUGAAGAUCUCCGGAGCUAACGGGCCGCUGUUCCGAAACGAGGAAGGCUACUGGGACCAGGACCAGGUCCUAUUGACGGUGCAGAUGGUCUCCACAGUGCAGAUAUUUGCGGGAGAGCGUGUUCGCUUCUUCAUCGAGCGCGAUCAGGACUUCAAGCUGCCGUACUCGGCAUAUCAGAGCGAUCCGUCUUUUCGAUUGGCGGUGCCAGAGGCUGGUAUUCCGGAGCGACCAUUUCAGUUCUCCACCCGGGUGAGCCAAGAAGGCAAGCUUUUCAUCGUGUCAGAGAUCUACUACGGGUCUCGAGGAGCGGUGGCAUACCCAAACACCGUGGUGGAAUUCAACUUCUGGUUCCGGCCAAAUGUCAACCUUCCUGCUGGGACCACGGUGCGGUUGAAGCUUCCUGGCUUCACCUGCCCCUUUACGGACGUCCCGAUCGGAACGCAGGAGGUGCCCGUGUCGAACGCUUAUGACCUGAGUGACUUCAUCCGCACCGGCAUUUGGGAUCAGAUGGCAGAGAUCUUCGACCUCGUGGUGCCCAUCGGACAGCAGAUCUAUCGCCAGCAGCCAACGGUCUUGCGGAUCAUGGAGUCCAGUGGCUUCCGACUGCCGGCCACGCCACUUCUGCCGAACGAUCCAUCUCUCACAAUUCAAGCAAUUGGGAAUGUGGUGAUCUUCGAGGAGCCCAUCAAGACGUCUCCUCGGGUGGUCGAUCGAUCUUUCAUGGUGUCAGAGUUCAUUUAUGCGCCGCCGCAGCAAGACAGUAUCUUUCAGCUGAAGAUGAUCCUGCAGCCGACGGUGAACAUCACCGAGGACAACGACAUCAUCAUCUUCUUGCAUCUACAACGGAGAGUGAUAGCAGAGCCGAACGAAGUUUCAAACAAGCGCAUCAUUGCAGAUUGCAAGAUCGACUUCGUAAGGGGCUUCGUGCUCGCAAUGCUUCGGCCAGGAGGGCCCCGAUCCCGUUGGACUCGAUGGCUCAGAAUUCUGGCCCUUUGCGGCAUGACCUUUCAAAUGAGAGGCUUUGUCCUGGGAGCUUUGAGCCCGCGUGCUGCGAGAUCGGUCCGGCUGCAGGCAGCGGGGGACAGUGACAAAAACUUUAACAAGCAGAAGUUCUUGCGGCGGCCAGAAUUUGAUCCGCUCUCUUUGCAAGAUUUUCGACGUGAAGCCUUACUUCAGUAUUCGAACACAAACCAGUCGGAACCCUUGCGUAUCCUGAUUUUCCUGUUCCUGACUAUAUGCGGCUUGUUCUCACCGACCUUCUUCCCAUCGAAUGCUGGACCACCAUUCUUUGUGGCAGCCGCAACGAUAACACUGGCGUCGGGCUUCCUGUUCCUGCGCGAGCGAGGCAAGCGAACCGCGCAGUUGGUACGACUGGAGCGCGAAUAUUCCAUUGGGGACCUCUCUGUGGAGCUGUCAGAUCCCGUUUCCGGCAGGUCGGAGAGCAAGGAGCUCCAGGCUCUCCGGGACCAGUACCGGCUGGUGGCCCUCUUCGGGAGUUUCGACCAGCUUGUGGAAGCACUGAGAGCAGCGCUGCCCUACAGGAGGCGUUUCGAGCAGAGCCGCGUCCUGGUCCUCGCUGUGUCCGCGACCUUGGAGGACUCGGACAAGGUGGCUUUUGCGGCCUUCGGCUCCGAGGCUUUGCUGCGGCAGGCUGGGCCGUGGCUGGCAAAGGCAAGGCAGCUACGACGCUGGAGGAGCUAUUUCGAGGCCCUGGCUGAAGACAAGAGCAGCUCUGGAGACUGCCUCUGGGUGGGGCUGAACUUCCGUGGCCGGGUGUUUGGAAGUGACUUCGGCUGUCCCAUCUGGGACGAGGUGCUGGCCGCCAUGCCGCCGAUCAAGCGCCUCAGCUCCUUGGAGGAGCGCUACGCCAUGGCCGACGCCACGGGCGCCCUGGAAGCCCAAGAGGAGUUUUACCGGGCACUCUGCGAAGGGGACGUCCAAGCUAUGGCAGCAAUCUUUGACGAGAAAGACGACGCGGAGCUCAGCAACGCCAUCCAAGUCGAUGGCAAGACAGGGAGCACGAACCUGAGCCUCUGGGAGGUGGUCCUGGCGCCAGAGAACCGGCCGGAGCUGAGAACGGCGAGUUCAGACUGCGUGAGUUUGUCAAAGACAAGCUCCAUCACCACCUGCAUCGAAUUUCCGGUUCUCGGCCCAACACUCCUGGCAACUCAAACGUGGACUCGCAGCGAUGCCUCCGCACCAUGGCGCCUGCAGAGCCAUCGCAGCAUCCCUUAUGCGAUGCAGAUCGAGGCACGCGUCGCACUGCGCUGCGACCACAGGGGAUGCAUUGCUUUUGGCAAGCAGCUGGAUGCGAUGCGAUAG
Molecule: messenger RNA, 4434 nt
Organism: Symbiodinium sp. CCMP2592
Lineage: Eukaryota; Dinophyceae; Suessiales; Symbiodiniaceae
Source: the annotation of a GenBank genome assembly